This is a messenger RNA of Myxocyprinus asiaticus (Chinese sucker), 2466 nucleotides long. RefSeq lists its product as uncharacterized. Bases 144 to 2027 code for a protein of 627 amino acids. Lineage: Eukaryota; Metazoa; Chordata; Actinopteri; Cypriniformes; Catostomidae. The record is from RefSeq and is a predicted model, not a curated record. The transcript is spliced from 12 exons. Gene Ontology annotation, molecular function: protein binding; guanyl-nucleotide exchange factor activity.
CAACAAUUCUAUAUAAACUUUGCAUAUACUACGUCUGUUUGCCACAUUAAUUUAUUCUGCAGUCAAAGUUACAUCCAGUGUUCACAACGAAAACAAUGAAGAUGACAGUGAAACCCUGAAAUCCACAGAAAAGAAGUAUCCAAAUGAAGAUUGUAGAAGUGGAGAUGACAACAGGAGUAAACAACAUGGCCGAGGAAGUUUCAGUGGAACAAGAGCAUUUGAUGUCCAUUGUUAGUCAUUCUCAGAGUGGAAGAAUGGAUGAACAGCGCUGCUCCUUAGGUCCGAGAACAUCACAAGUUCAUGCCUACAGCCAAGAUCCUGAUGAGUUAUUCCAGCUCCUGGUCAAUAGUAAGAGUCGACGAUUAGAUGACCAACGAGUGACUCUAACUUCAUUACCAGGGAUGGAGGCAUUCACCAUCAAAGAUCAGAAAGAGGGAAAUACAUUGAAGGCAAACUUUGAUCAGAUUUGUAACAUGGUCAGCAGAGCUCACAGUUUCAGAAGAGGCACCCCUCCAAAAAGCACCCUGUCCCCUGGGUCACUGGACUCUACCAGAAGGGCAAGUUUCAAUCCGGCGAGUACCACCGAUUCGGAUGCAUUUAACAAGCUCCCAUCUAGAUCAGCGUCUUUCAACCCAAUCUCAGACAAGGACAGAAUGCAGUAUGAAGUUUUGCAAGUUGAGCAGGACCAGCUUUUGAAUCUAGUUAGUCAAGUUCAGCGAGGACGUAUGGAUGAACAACGCUGCUCGAUUAACCCCUUAUCACCUUCUCCCAGACAUAUGGAUAACAAACAAUCAGAUCAAGAUGCUGAGCAGUUUUUUAAACUUAUUACGAACACCCAAAAUCGACGGUUAGAUGACCAGCGAGCGACAAUUAACUUGUCAGGGACACAAAGAUCUUCUCAUGUUUCUGUUCAGGACUCGGAUCAACUCUUCAAUAUGGUCUCCAGAUUGCAGGGCUCUCGGAUUGACGAUCAGCGCUGCUCUGCUCCCCAUAUCCAGCUGGGGUCUCCUGCCCCCCCGAGGAAGUCUCACUCUCGACCUGCAUCCCUGACUCACCCUCCAUCUGAAUCAGGGUCACCCAGUAAAUCGGAGAGGACAUCAGAAACCUUCACUGCUGACUCAGAGGCACAGAAGUGUUCUGAUGAGGAUCAGUUAUUUUCUCUUGUACAUCAUGUACAGCGAGGGCGAAUGGAUGACCAGUGUUGUUCUUUCAAACCCACCAAAAAGGCUUCCUCCACUCCAAACAUUGCAAACAAUAAACCCACAGUUGACGACCCAGAAAAGUUUUUCAAGCUAGUGGCCGACUCUCAAAGCCGACGAAUGGAUGACCAGUGUGUGACACUCAGCUCAUUGCCAGGUUUCCAGCAUCCCAGCGUUGGGACUCAGGGGAAGAAAUAUAAAACAUCAGCCCCGCAGAUCGUCCUGACCCCUGCAUCCCCUGCAGAGCCCAAAAAAGCUUGUUCCAGACCAGCUUCUCCCACCCUGAUACUCUGUGACUCAGAACCACCUGUCAGGCCUCCCCCCAGAUCAGCCUCAUUCAGCCCAGUGUCGGAUAAAGAGAGAUUACUGUAUGAUGACAUGCCCAUGCAGAUAACAUUUCAAAUUUCCAUGUCCUUUCCCCAACAGCAGAGACUUGGAACAGAUAAUCAGCCUUGUCAGUUCCCUGAAGUCUUCCUCACAAUCGGACAAGCAGGGGAGGCUAUUGCACUUCCUCUCUGCCCCAGACCUGGCAGACUGGCCUCUUUCAAUGUGAACCCACCCAGAAAGCAUCGCUCCAGGUCUGCAUCCCCUCACAGGUCUCCUGCCAGACAGGGACGCUCAAGACCCUCUUCUCCCAACUCAGGAGACGCGACAAGUCAAAUCAGCCCAUAUGAGGACUACUUCUCUCUGAUCCAGAAAGUCCACACCACUCAGCUGCAACAGAGCAAUGGACGAGACAGAGGAGAGACAAGCAAGGAGGCUAGGAAGGGAAAAGGAAAGAGUGGGGGGAAGAAAGAGAAGAAAGACAGAGAAAAAAGAAAGAAAUAGAAAAAAAGAGACAUGGUCAAUUCAUAUGUCCAUUCACACUGGUUACAGACCAGGAAUGGAUGAACAUCAGUGUUAAAAGUCAAGCUAAACAUUUCAGUUUAGAAAUCUCAAAUAUCCCUGAAGUGAAUUUCCAAAAAUGGUUUCAAAUGAGCAUUUCAAAAUAAGCAAUGUUUACAUUGGAAAAUAAGCUCUUGGAAAACAUAUUCUUAUGCACUCUAUUUUUGUUCACAGCUCAGGGUUUGUGUAAAAUGAAUGACAGAAAUGUAUAUCGUGUGUCAAUGUAUUAUGCAAAGAUAAAAACAAAAUAUAGGAUGAGCAAGUUGGCCUGUGCUGUCUUUGUUGUGUUUUGACAAUCUUCUGUGAAUUAUAAAUAAAUAAAAUAAGAAUAAAUAAAUAAGAAAAUGUAGGAUGCUUUAUGCCUGUUACUAUUUGUGGUACU